AUGGCUUCAGAGUCUCCUCAGAUGGACACGACGGCGUCCCAGACGGGCGCCAGUCAGACAGCUGUCGGACAGGACGAAACCGGCGCUAAGAGGAAGGCGGAACAGUCCAACGGAACAUCUACGCGCACUAAGCGGAAUCGCUACAUUUCUAUUGCCUGUAAUGAGUGCAAACGGAGGAAGAUCAAGUGCAAUGGGCAAGUGCCGUGUCAGCGCUGCGGGCACUUGAAUCUAGAAUGUCGAUAUGCGCCGAAUUGCUGCAAUAAUAAUUUCAAGGAUUCCGAGGAAUUCCGGACUAUGAAGGACCAAAUCACCAACUUGCAAGAUCAGGUUAACAGUCUUUUCGUCAACUUGAGCGAUCUCCGUACACAGCAAAGGACAUCUCUCGAUCCUCCGAGUUUGGAUGCUUUAUCUCGCGACGGAUCACAAGUUUUCACGCCUUUGCAGCACGGCUCGGCAAGACCGCGUGUCAGACAUCCCCGUUUUCAGGGCCCUACGAGCUCUGCGUUCAACUUCGACGUUGCAAGGUCAAGUCUCCAGGAAAUGGGUAUAGCAGCACCGGCAGAAGAUGGGAUGGUUGAUGAUCUGACGACUGCUCAUGCCACGCCUGCUGUCUCGCCUCCAUUACAUCCACCCCCGCCGUCGCAGUUGGUACCGGCUCCGAAUAUCGUCCAUCCAACCAAGGACCCAAUAUGGAGUAUUAAACGGGAAGAAGCAUUACGGCUGUGUAGGGUCUACGAGGAAGAGAUCGGAAUCAUGUAUCCCCUUGUGGACAUCGGGAAGAUCACUCAGCAAGUGAACCUAUUAUACACAUUCAUGGAGGCUGCAAUGCGGACUGGAUUUGCACAGCGUGGAUUACCGGGCUCGGAUGGUCUUCAGGACGAUAACACUAAUAUCUUGAAGAUGAUUCUUGCAACCACCCUUGUUGUCGAAGGAAGUGGGCAGAGCGACCUUGGUCAGCGGUUGUAUUUGAGCAUGAAGCCGGUUGUUGAUUCCAAGCUCUGGGAGCCUUUGGAUAUUAGAACUAUUCAGCUAUAUGGCCUUGUGGCGACAUACCAUUUCCACACGGACGAUGAUGCCAUGGCUUACCGUGUCAUCGGUCUUGCAGCUAGGAUGUGUCUUGAAUUGGGACUGCAUCGACGAGAUGCGCUGAAGAAAACAUUCCCCAAUGAAGACCAAUGGCCUGAUGUCAGCAAAAUCUUCUGGUCAAUUUACAGCCUGGAUCGACGAUGGAGCCUGGGCACAGGUUUGCCAUUUGUGAUUCAGGAUGAGGAUAUUGAUCCUAAUUUGCCGGAGCCGGACUCAUCAUUGCCCUACCUAAAAUGUAUGGUCUCGUACAAUCGCAUUGGCUCUAAGAUCUGGUAUUCCGGACUUGGUUCCGAAGGCUCUACGGACCUUCGACGCGAUGAGAUUGGCUAUUUAGACUACCAGAUUCUUCAAUGGUACAAGAACGUCCCGGAUGCAUUGAAAUUCUAUCCCUUCGACUCCCCGAAUCACGGGGAAUCCGCAAGUCGGGGUCUCCGCCGUCUCCGCGUGUUGCUAUACCUGCGCAUGAACCAGCUUCGAAUCCUCAUAUAUCGACCCGUCCUCCACUCGCCGGCGAGUAUUGCCGAGGACCACAGCCACGCUCAGACAGUAAUCGACGUCGCCAAAGACACCGUUCGGGUACUCACCCGCCUCAACCAAACAUCGGACAUUUACCGCACGCAGCAAAUCUGCUUCAACUACUUCCUCGUCGCCGCGCUAGCGGUUCUCUUCCUAGCCGUAUGCCAUGCACCCAAUGAAUUCAACCGUCAGGUACGGGACGAAUUCUACAUGGCCCUAGACCUGCUCAGUGGCUUCAGCACCAAAUCCUACGUCUCCAAACGUCUCUGGAAAACUAUCAAGGGCCUUCGAACCAUUGGUGAGAAACUAGGCGUGCUGGCGCGUCCGUUCGCUUCAGAUGCCAACGACCCUCAUUCAACAGCUGCUGUCGCGAUGGCCGGCUUGGCCGGUCAUCCGAUAGAAGAUCUCUCGGUAUAUGGGUCUAUGAACGGGGUACACGAACUGGGGAACAGUCCAUUGAACGGGCUGCAGAUGAGCCAUGAGCUUACUAAUUUGUUUGAAGCUGUUGGAGGAUUCGGUAAUUUCAUGGGGCCGUCUGGGACUGGGGCUAUGAAUGGAUUCGGGCAUAAUGGCGAGAUUCCUAAUACGGGAGAAGGACUGUCGGGGGUGUUGGGGGAUGAGGGGGAGUUCGCACGAGUAAUACGAGAUUUGUUCUAG
This is a messenger RNA of Aspergillus chevalieri, 2259 nucleotides long. RefSeq names its product transcription factor domain-containing protein. The transcript is spliced from 6 exons. Gene Ontology annotation, cellular component: nucleus. NCBI's taxonomy places the organism in Eukaryota, Fungi, Ascomycota, Eurotiomycetes, Eurotiales, Aspergillaceae. The record is from RefSeq and is a predicted model, not a curated record. Gene Ontology annotation, molecular function: RNA polymerase II cis-regulatory region sequence-specific DNA binding; DNA-binding transcription factor activity, RNA polymerase II-specific; zinc ion binding. Bases 1 to 2259 code for a protein of 752 amino acids. Gene Ontology annotation, biological process: positive regulation of transcription from RNA polymerase II promoter by galactose; DNA-templated transcription.